AUGAUCCUGUCUGGUGCCUUGAGGGCUAGUGCAAUUCCCUUACUGACCCGUAUUUAUUUUCUGGAUAUCCUGACAGCAAAGGGAGGAAUGCUGAGAACGACUAAAGACUGUCUAGGACUGCGUGUUCGUCUAAACUUACUGCACCAUACCUGGAAGUGGCUACACCAGACCAUCACCCUCCACGACUACCUCAUCUCUUUGACAGCAUCUUGUAAAAACGCUCACCCAAAAUCCCUACUAAAGCUCUAA
Messenger RNA from Acanthoscelides obtectus, 249 nucleotides. Lineage: Eukaryota; Metazoa; Arthropoda; Insecta; Coleoptera; Chrysomelidae. The record is from the annotation of a GenBank genome assembly.